GAGAGGAGUCAGGUAACCGUGCGGCUCACACCGACCUCGUUCCUCCUCACACACGGACUAUAAAGACGCUGCAAGACCGAGGACAUUAUUACUUUUCGCACUCAGGCUGUGGCUGUUCACCUUAGGCUAACUUCGGAGGACUUUAAAGAAAGUUUGAACCUCUGACGUCGCCUCGUCCCGCUGUUUUCAAUGUGACGAUCGCGUGGCUGCGCAGCGGAGCGAAGAAAGCCGAGCCUUCUCAGGUGUUUUGACUCGUGUUUUUGCUCUUCCUUUUGGAGCGGGAAGCAGGAUAAUUAUCCCCUUUACUUUUUAACGAUUGGCGUUUUUUUAUUAUUACUAUUUUUAAACUUGGUGUAUUUUUUUCCACGACGCAAAGCUUUCAACAGGUGCCAGGAUGGAUGAGGCCGAGAAAUACAAACAGCGACUGGAGGCCAUUGCUGAGAAGCGCCGGCUACAGGAAGAGCAGGACAAAGUCAGAAGAGAAAAGGAGGAUGAGCGGCUUACACAACAACAGCUCAAGAGGAAGUCUUUAAGAGAUCAGUGGCUGAUGGAAGGAAAUCCUUUGUCUCCCUUGUCACCAAACACCCAGAACACCUUUUCCUCUCUGUGGGGAACACAGGAGCAGGAUAUGGAAAAGCAUGCUGACAGGUUGCAGUCGGAGGAUCAGCAGGUGACUGCACAGAAAGACCACGAAAUGGAGGCAUUAAAAGAGGCGGAAACCAAAGCAGAAAACAUCUUCAAUGUUUCGGAGAAUGGAGAUUCUACAGCAUUAAGACACGAACCAGCUGGUGAUGAAGUCAAAGUGAACCAAAAUACACCACAAGGUGAAACCGCAGUCAUUUUGACCAACGGCGAAGACGUCUCAGGACAGAGUGAGACGGGCACAAUAGAACCAGCCGGAACCACCAAGGAUGCCAGUAAUGCUGAGAUGGAGUCAGAGAUGAGCGCAACUGCCACUGCUCUCUGUCAGGUUCCAAAGGCUGACACGAAUGAGGAAGAAGACGGGACUCUGGUGAUGAGAGCAGAGUGUGUGUACAUCACAGAUGAAGGGGAUGAUGUGUCUGGGGACCUUUCUUCCCUGAAGGACCAGCAGGAGUUCACGCAGAAUCCAGAGGGAGUCCAGGAGAUUGUAGAGGUUGUGGAGCAGGUAGCAGAGACGGAAGGAGGUCCAGAAACAGGAGGAGGUCCAGAAGCAGGAGGAGCUCCAGAAACUUCACCUGUGACUGAGAAUGGGGAAGCAGCUGUGCUCACUGUCAAAGACCAGCUAACACCUGAAGACAGAGGAGACAUAAAAGGCGAUACAGAACCAAGCGGCCAGCCAGAUGAAGAGACAGAAGUUGAAGGCCGUGAUGAAAAACGGGAAGAGUCAGACUGCCCACAGCCACCCACAGCUCUGGACUCUGGUGCCGUUUCUUUGGUGCCCGUCUAUGCCGAAGCGUCUCCCUCUGCUCUCAUUUCGGAGACGGAGGCUGAGGCCAAAGCUGAAACACCAGCGGCGCCCGAGGUGACUGGAGAAGCAGUAAAAGUGGAGGAACCUGCCUGUAUUCUCGGCCAGUUCCAGGAGGUGCUUCUGACUGAUUCCCAGGACAACCAGAACACGGAGGCAGAGCCUGGAGAGCAGGAGGCCCUUCUGCAGAAAAUCUCAUCCCCCAACCUGAACGUUGAACUCGCAGGACCGAACAGCCUUCCCUGUUCAGAGACACAGAGCCCAAGCAAAGCGACCCAGGGAGAGAAAUCUGAGACGCUCAAACAACAAACCUGCCAGUGCUGCUCUGUCAUGUAAUCGUUCCUCCGGUCACCUUGGUUUUAUGCAUCCAUUCCAUUAUUGCUGCAUUUUUUUUUUUCCACUACUCGAACCUGAAACAGCUUGAUAUUACGGAUUUUUAGCCUCAUUAGCUCAUUACCCGGAACAACCUUAGUAAAUUCUCUUUGUACAAACAAAACUAAAACAUGGAGGACUUUGUUGAGUUUGAGAGAACCUUUAUUGUUUUAGACAUAAACUAGUUAGACUACGAGCACCUCCACAAUUUAGUUGCAGUCAAGUAAACACAAAAUGCUAUUUGCAGGAAUAAAUAUUUGAACAUAUCUGG
This is a messenger RNA of Poecilia reticulata (guppy), 2090 nucleotides long. RefSeq names its product paralemmin 3 (gene palm3). The record is from RefSeq and is a predicted model, not a curated record. NCBI's taxonomy places the organism in Eukaryota, Metazoa, Chordata, Actinopteri, Cyprinodontiformes, Poeciliidae.